Lecanosticta acicola is the source of this 990-nucleotide messenger RNA. Lineage: Eukaryota; Fungi; Ascomycota; Dothideomycetes; Mycosphaerellales; Mycosphaerellaceae. The record is from the annotation of a GenBank genome assembly.
AUGGCGGAAACAGAAGCCACAAAGACCAAAGUCACGCUUCACUGGUACGAUUCACCCCGGGAACUUCCGCGGGAAGGCCAGGAGCGCUUGCCACUGCAUUGCAAGGAAACAGAAUUAACUAACGAUCAAAUGGUGUUACCACAGGCUGGACAAGUCCAGAUCUCAGCGUUUCGUAUGGCUUCUGCAAGAAUGCAAAGGCAUCGAAUUGAAGAUCGAAGUCUACAAGCGCAUGUCCAACAUGCUGGCUCCUCCUGAACUUAAGGAAAUCCAUCCUCUUGGGAAAUCGCCAGUGAUCGCCGUCGAGGCACCGAAUGCUGCUAAGCCGCUCGUGCUUGCCGAGUCUGGCUUCAUGAGCGAGUACUUGACCGAUUACUUUGCUCAGCAUCUGGUCCCCAAGCGGUACCAGGAGGGCAAGGAGAACCAGGUUGGCGGCGAGACGGAGCAGUGGUUGCGGUAUCGCUACUAUAUGCACUAUGCUGAGGGCUCGUUGAUGACGAUUCUGUUGCUGGGACUCUUCAUUGAUCGUGAGUGUCCUGCGAAUGUUGUGGGGGUGGUGCUGGGCUCUGACAUCGCUUCCAGAAAUCAAAAACGCCCCAGUGCCCUUCUUUAUCAAGCCGAUUACCCGCCAGAUUGCGGCUCGCGUGGAAUCUGCGUUCCUCACGGAGAAUUUCGCGACGCACUUUGGCUUCUUAGAAUCGCAGAUCGCCUCAUCUCCGGACGGUGGGAAGUACCUCUGUGGAAAGGAAUUGACGGCGGUGAGGAGAACUCCACGCUUUGAGGCUGGUAUCUGUGUUGCUGACGCUUUAUGUGUAGGCUGAUAUCUUGAUGAGCUUCCCCUUGUUGGCUGCACGAGCAUCGGACAAGAUUGAUAAAGCCACAUAUCCCAAAUUGAUGGGCUACAUUGACACGCUAGAGGCCGAGGAAGGGUACAAGAAGAGUGUUGCGAAGAUUGAGGAAGUGACUGGCGAGAAGUACACCACCCGAUUGUAG